CACAGCGGGGAGACAGCAUGGAUAACUUACACAGAGCAAGGAAUUCCAAAACAUAAACCUUCCAUAACACUGACUGAAAAAGUAUGAAAACUCACCAACCUAUGCAGGAGCCUAUUUCUUUAACCUGUUACCGGCUACCUUGAAGGCGGAAAGCUCAUUACUGCUGCAUUGAAGCAUUAUCUAUCUCAAACUGACAGCCAGAACAUUAUCUACAUCUGACAGCCAGAACAUACUAUGCGCUAUCAGAGUACAUCCGGGAUCACACCUACAAGCAUCUGGCAGGACGUGUAGCUGACAACAUCCACUGACCUCCACAAACAUGAGGAAAUAUUGACAAUUCCCCGGUCACCGACUGCGGCGAAGACGGAAUAAGUAACAAGCUGGUUUCAAGCAGUUGUGGGAAAAACACCUGUUUCCUGAUAAUAUUGGUACAUUUAUUACCUGCAGCCACAACCACUACAAAUUUACAGGCGAUCAAGGAUUUCUUUAAUGAAAAAGAGGUUUCUUUGAUAACUUUAUUUGCUUGCUCUAUACAAGAUUAUGUUGAUUUAUUCCACACUCUACAUGAGAACAGAUUAAUCGCAUCAGGGUACAAUUACCUGAAUGAGAAUGUGUCGUUCAAGCAUUCGAUGCGUUCUCCAUACAAUAAAAUGGGUGCUUAUGUUGACUAUUCCUGCGAGUUUGGAAAGAAUGUGCUGCACCAGGCUUCUAAUGACAAUCUACUCAACACAAGCUACAUCUGGUAUGUAAGGAGCAAUACAUCCGAGAUUUUGUCAGACUGGGAAUCUUACAACUUCGGUUUGGACAGUGACAUUGUUCUUGCCGAAGAAAUAGUUAAUAAUGGAGUUGUUUUCUAUGAUAUUUAUAAAGUGAACACAACAUUAUCAUUGGUAGCUGUGGAAGCUGGGACUUGGACUACUAAUUAUGGACUUGGUUAUACAAUAAAAGGGCCUUACAUACAGAGACGCAACGAUUUCGGAGGAAUCAAAUUCAAAGGAACAUUGGUGAUAACGGAUCUGAACAACUUGACGUUCAAUGAACAAGGAUUUAAAAAGUUCUUGGACAACUCGUACGAGUCACAGUUCGACUCGGCAUCCAGGUGCUCCUACUCCAUCUAUAGCUACCUAGCUGAUAUGUUCAACUUCACGUUAGAAGCUGGAAAAACGUUUUCUUGGGGCUACCCAGUGAACGUGGGAAAGCCAGUUCUGCAUGAUGGAAUGAUUGGCCAAUUGGAAGGAAAAGAAAUUGAUAUCGGCUUGACUCCAGCUGCCAUGCUCAUUAGAACUCGGAUGGAUGUAGUGCACUUCGCAAUUGUUCCAAUUUGGCAGUUCAGGGUGUUGUUCGUAUUCCGUCACCCGAGUACUCUGGCAUCUUACAAAGCUCUGAUAAUACCCUUCGAACCUGCAGCCUGGAUGUUCACAAUUCUUCUGACGAUUUGCGUUGGAGCAUUUCUAACGAUGAUAAAGCGAUUAAGUCAGCCCAAUGACAGAGAAAUUGAUAAGUCUUUCAGCGGAAAUAUUGUUAUCACUAUUGGUGCACUUUUCAAUCAAGGUCUAGCAAACUGCUCGACUCGCAUACCGGAACGCACAUUGAACUUUUUGACAUUGAUAAUUGGCAUUUUGAUCUAUUCGUUCUAUAAUUCAAUGAUUGUGACGUCAUUACUGCAGCCGCCGGCCAAAACAAUUCGCACACCGAGGGCGCUCAUGGAGAGCCACAUCAAAUGUGCUAUGCAAAAUCAUUCCUAUGUUAGAUUCACGUUUGAGAAAAAUAAGGAUCCACUGUUUGUUGAGAUGUACAAGAGGAAGAUUCUGAAAGGUCCUGGACCACUGCUGAGUGCUAUGGAUGGAAUGAAAAUGGUGCAGCAGGCUCACUUUGCUUUCUAUGGAGAAGAGCCAAUCAUCUACAGAUUGAUUGAGAACGAAUUCACCAAUGAAGAGAUUUGCUCACUGUCAGAAAUCGACAUGGACAUACCCCUACCAUUGUAUCUUCCAGUCAAGAGAAACUCACCAUUGAGAGAAUAUUUGAACUUUGCGUUGUUGAGAAUGAGAGAGACAGGAAUUUUGGAUGAGCAGAGCCGCAAAUGGCACCCGCGUAAACCAGAAUGCCAAGGCAAUGCCAACAUACCAGCCGUGCAGCUGCAAUCAGUUCUCGUCGCCUACAUUGUAUACUUUGCUGGAGUAGUCCUGUCACUCAUUCUAUUGCUGCUAGAAACAUUGACACAUGCAAGAAAACCAUUCAAGAAAUUCAAUAAAAAGCUGAAUCGGGUGAAAUUCAUGCCAACUGCAAAAACUACUUGGAUUAAGAACAACUGGUAGAGAUUCCUUACUGAGUGUGUCGUGUUUGAGUGGAGUCUGUAUGUUAAUUCAAAAUUUGAUCACACGUUUUGUGCUCAUGCGAGAAAAAUUUUGGAUCAUAUGGACAUAGAUAAACCAACUGGAAAAUAAUAGUUGUCUACUUUAUUGUGGGCUACAAUACAAAGACACCAAUAAGCCGCGAUAACUGACAAAACACUCAUCUAAUAAGGUAAAUAAAUAAAUGAUAAGACUAGUCUCAUUCAUUAUUAUUCUUUAAUAGUUUAUUUAAAAAAUAAUUCUAUCACAUGAUAAAACUAUACAUUAAACUGAAAUCAAGUAGAGUACAGUAGAAAAAAUACAACUAACCUUCAUUUACUGUAAUCAUUCAUUUUUGUUGUAUUUUAAAAUGAUUUAAUAUUAAAUAAUUUAUAAAAUUAUAUUAUUAAUAAUAUAAAGGUGUAAGUGCACGUCCAGUGCCAACAUACCUGUCAUCAAAUUUUUGGU
Messenger RNA from Nilaparvata lugens (brown planthopper), 2798 nucleotides. RefSeq names its product ionotropic receptor 75a. The coding region runs from base 630 to 2315 and encodes 561 amino acids. The transcript is spliced from 10 exons. Lineage: Eukaryota; Metazoa; Arthropoda; Insecta; Hemiptera; Delphacidae. The record is from RefSeq and is a predicted model, not a curated record.